UUAUUUGUACAUGCUUGGCACCGAAUCUUCGAGUGGUACCACCAACUGGAGUUCAUUGUCCUCGUCCCGUAUAUUUCUGUUUCUUUUGAGCUGACCGGAUACAUUCUUUACCAUGAGCAAUACCCCAAUUUCAUCCCCGGAGAGACCAAAGGCUGUAUCAUCCAAGAUUAAAUACGCCGGCAAGGCCAAGAAGAAGAGAAGUGUUUCAAACAUUGCAGAAAACACGUCAGACGAAGAAUUGGACACGCAUCAAAGUAUUGGGACUAGCGAUCCCCAAGAAACCUCCCCGUCUGAACCAAAAGCUGCCCCCAAAAUGGUCGAGGUUUUUCUUCCUGGACCAUCGCCACCACAAUCCCCCCGCAAUUCCCAAGAAAGCCAGGUGCUUCCUGCAAAACCUGUCAGCAAAGCCAGGGUAUCCCGUAGUCGCGCUUCAUCAUUGGUAUCCUUGAAAGGUUCUGUCCGUCAUGAGAGCCCCUCUGUCCUUCCCGUUCGUGCGAAAUCGUCAGAUAAGAGUUCCCCCGUCUCAAAGGCCAAGUGUCCUGAUAGCCCCGAAGACGAUGCAGAUGAGACUUCGUCUAUUGCAGAAUCAUCUGCCGGAGCUCGAAUACGCCGGUCUGAAUCCGAGCGUAUUCAGUAUUUCAAAGACCAGUCACAAUGUGAUGGUAUGGAGCCGCGCCGAGUUCAUUGCUCUCGAUGCGACAAAUGGAUCAAUCUUGGCAAGAGACAGACUUAUGCUGUUCGUCCUUGGGAGAUCCAUCGACGGAAAUGUGAUCCACAAUCCCCUAUUUCGAAGAAGAGCCACCGAGGUGAGACCGAAGUAGAAAAACCCGAAGGAGAGGUUUCGGUGUCAGAAUUGAGUCAGGAUAUUACUAAACAGCCUUCACCUCAGUCGGCUCAGCAGGGUGACGUCGAAAGGAAAGCUUUACUGGAAGAGGAUCCUCGUGCCCAAGAGGUCAAACCGCACGAAGUUCUUUGUCGAUCCUGCCAGAAAUGGAUCAAGCUGUCGAUCGAUCAUGCCUACGCUCUUGGAAAUUGGCAUGCACAUCAACAACGGUGUUCAGGUGUCGUACCCAGCCGAGUGGCUACCGCAGAGAGAAAAUACAGUCUGCUGACUGACCCUCAAGCGAAGGCGUCUUCCGCUCGACAUGUCGAGUGUGCUUUUUGCAGGACGAAUGUCGAACUGGACGAUGUCGUUCAGUAUGAUUUAACCAAGUGGCACGAGCACAAAGCAAAGUGUUGUUCUCAUGCUGUUCAAUUCACUCCAAAAGCUUCUAGUUCGCGACUUUCGCGCGUUUUCCCUCCACCGUCUGGUCAGACGAUCACUCAAACGCCUAUAAGUGAGGUACACAAACCUCCUACAUCCUCGAGUUCAGCGCCUACAGGCGCCAUAGCCACCAAUGACAACUCCUCAUAUCGCACUGGGGAGAAACGCGCCCGGGACGAAGAAGAUGCUAGAGAAGACCGUCCUGUGAAUCGUCCGAGAACCGUAGCCUAUCAAGCGCCCGAGAAUGAAGCGCCAGGGCCGUGGGGUUGGUUUAUGCAGCCUUUCAAAGCUUUUGUGCGUGGGUUCCGUGAAGGUUUAGGCACUCCAUCUACGUAAAUAUUCGCACUAGUGUGUUUUUUGAAUUGUGUCGAUUGUAUUGUACCUCGUUCUAUCUAUCGUGCUUUGUUUUCUUUACAAUGCUAUUCAACUAUUUCCUUGGAUGCUUGGGGUAAAUGUAAACA
Messenger RNA from Suillus bovinus, 1725 nucleotides. RefSeq lists its product as uncharacterized. Lineage: Eukaryota; Fungi; Basidiomycota; Agaricomycetes; Boletales; Suillaceae. Bases 113 to 1600 code for a protein of 495 amino acids. The transcript is spliced from 10 exons. The record is from RefSeq and is a predicted model, not a curated record.